Molecule: messenger RNA, 429 nt
Organism: Dovyalis caffra
Lineage: Eukaryota; Viridiplantae; Streptophyta; Magnoliopsida; Malpighiales; Salicaceae
Source: the annotation of a GenBank genome assembly
AUGUUAGCCUGGGCUAAUUCUUCUUGCGUCAAUCUCACAACUUCACAGAUAAUUGUGUACGCUGGAACGAAUAGUGGAUCUCACACAUAUGGACAGGAUCCAUCAGAUGUUGAGUUUGAUAAUGGUGAUGAAUUGGGUGUUUCAGUGCAUGCAUAUGUGCCAGGCAUUCAAAUAAGAACGGUUGGAGUACGGAUUAUGUAUGAAGGGGAAGGAAAUAAUCACAAUAUACAAUCAAACAAUGAAGUGGUCACAGCCUACAGCAGCCCAGCAAACAAUGAAGUCGUCAUAGCCCACAACUGGAGCUCCUCUUGGGACAAUCAAGCAGUCGGUGAUGGACAUGUUGCAAAAGCAGAAAUAGCUUCUCCAGUUUUCAGAACUUAUUAUUGUAAUGCCAGUUCUAAUGAGUCAAUGUAUAGUUGCGCAUUUUAG